Messenger RNA from Caenorhabditis briggsae, 2229 nucleotides. Gene Ontology annotation, cellular component: membrane. Gene Ontology annotation, biological process: polysaccharide biosynthetic process. Bases 1 to 2229 code for a protein of 742 amino acids. The transcript is spliced from 11 exons. The record is from RefSeq and is a predicted model, not a curated record. NCBI's taxonomy places the organism in Eukaryota, Metazoa, Nematoda, Chromadorea, Rhabditida, Rhabditidae. Gene Ontology annotation, molecular function: acyltransferase activity, transferring groups other than amino-acyl groups.
AUGACCACCUCUACGAUCUGUAUUCCUACUACAACUUCUCAUAAUUUUCCGUCGUCGUGUAUAACUACAGUUUCUAUUCCUGAAGAAAGUGAUGAUUCUUCUCUACUGCUCAAUCCAACUUUCAAAAAGAAGAAGAAAGAAUUGAAGAAGAAACGACAGGAUUUACAAGGAAUCAGAGGAAUUGCAAUACUGUCAGUCCUUUGUUUUCAUUUCUUUCCAACAGUUUUCCCGAAUGGAUAUUUGGGAGUUGAUCAGUUCUUCGUACUAUCCGGUUUCUUGAUGUGCAUGUUACUCCAAAGAUCAUCAAAAAGUUUAACCGAGAAGGAGUCAAUCCAACUGGUUUCAAGCCUCAAAUUAACGUUUCAGUUUUAUUACAAACGAUUGAAAAGGAUAUUACCGCUAUAUCUUCUAGUCAUUCUGUUAUCAUUGAUAGCUUUAAUCAGAAUAUUUCCGGAUACUGCUUACGAAACAAAUUUGGAAUCCGGCAGAAAAUCUUUGUUGUUUAUAUCGAACAGGGUUGCAACACAGGAAGAAGAUUAUUUCACAAUGCUGGAUAUCGCUAUUGACAUCUUCACGCAUACAUGGUCCCUCUCUGUUGAAGUUCAGUUCUAUAUCAUUGUUCCGAUUUUGUACUUGUUUGCAUAUAAAUGCUUCAAAGAAAAUUAUCAAGUUCUGUUUUACGGAGUUUUUGGUUUAAUAUCCUAUUGGUACUCCAUAUUUUUAUGCUCUGACAACCAAGCGUUCAAUAGUAUGUUUGCCAGAGUUUGGCAGUUUAUGAUUGGAAUGAUCACAUUCAAAAUAACAGAUUCGAGAAUAUCUCAAUGGAACGAGAAAAAUGGAAUAUUGCAAUCCAGUUUCGUGGGAAAAAUAGAAAACAUGCUAAAAUAUUUGUUGAUUUUUGGCAUGAUCUUGAUAGUGAUGUACUCAAGAGAGCUUCCCGACAAAGUCUUGAGACCAUUUUUCACAAUUGCGACGGGAAUCCUGAUAAUGAUACCUGAAAAUAACAAGAUGUUAUCAUCUCGAAUUCUGACAUAUAUUGGUGAUAUCUCAUAUUCUUUGUAUCUAAUUCACUGGCCAAUGUAUGCUUAUUGGAAACUGGUUAUGAGUAAUAGUGCUUUAUGGAAUUGUCAACUUGGGUUGAUUUUUGUUCUCGCAGUUUUAAUCUCAGUGCUAAGCUAUGAAUGUUACGAAAAAUGGUAUCUCAAGCUAUCUUGGUUCCCAAUGAUUUCAAUCUGUUUUAUUCUGUUUUUCAUAAACGUUCUGGCGCUGAACGAAAAUGAAAUCGAAGACUGGCUAGCCAAUAGACAACCUGGAAACUUCAAAAGACUAGAUGGGUUGAAUGGAAAUAGAACUUAUAAUUUUGGUAGUUUCAGUAGCUCGCGCCGUACAAUGAGAACCUGGUUUACAGAUGAAGCAGAGCAUCUGAACAGCAAAUGGUCAAAAAAAGAUAUUAAAAAUUUAAUACAUGCUACUUGUGAAUACGAAUCGGGACAAGGUCCAUUUGGAUGGUGCAGUCAUAAGAGUCUGAAAGGAAAAUACAAGGUUAUGAUAAUUGGCAACAGCUGGGCUGCAAAUCACGCUCGAAUUAUCUAUGAGGAAUGUGGAUACAAAGCGAAAAGUAUUCUACAAGGAUCUGCGAUCGGAUGUGAUCCGUUAUACGCGUACAACUACGGAGGACAAAGAUGCAAAGAUAAUGUGAAAAUAUUUGAGAAGAGAGUCGCGGCAGAAAAACCAGACUAUGUAUUUCUGUUGUCGAGAUUCAUAGAUAUAUCUGAUAAUGUAAAUGCUACAAAUGUGGAAGAUGAUCCAAUUUACCAAUCCAUGAAAAAUCAGACAGAGAAAAUUAUGAAGCAUGUCAAACACAAAAUGUUCAUUCUGACUUCAAUACCAGAGAUUGAACAUGAAAAUGUUGCAAAAAUAGUGUCAGUUGUGAAAAGUGGGAAGGAUCUAGUGAAAUUUGAUGUAACGAUUUUUUUGAUCUAUCGAAAGACCUUUGUUCACACAUCUCCAGAUUCAGCACGUCGACGGCAUGCCAAGCUUAUCGAAGAAUGUAAAAGAUGUGUUCCAAUAGAUUAUAAACCAUUGUUAUGGAAUACCACAACAGAAACAUGGAGAUAUUAUGAUGUGAAGAAUAGUGGAUUGAGUUACAUGACUCAAAUCGAUCAUUUAACUUAUCAUGGAUUGGAACUUGUUAGACAUCUUUAUACCAGUAUUUGUAGGAAAUUGUAA